Messenger RNA from Camelina sativa (false flax), 1431 nucleotides. Lineage: Eukaryota; Viridiplantae; Streptophyta; Magnoliopsida; Brassicales; Brassicaceae. The record is from RefSeq and is a predicted model, not a curated record.
AUGGAAGAGCAAGAUAUCGUUUUGGCGUGUGGGAGGUGGAGGGUAGACAAAAAGCGAUGGUUGUUUGACGUUGAUACUAGCAAAGGGUGCAGGAUUAUAGUUGCCGAUAAAGAAACAAACUUUGAAGACUUUACUGCUAUGGUGUUCGAUGACUUUGGUUUCUGUGAAGGAACUUCCGCGAUAAAGUUGAGCUAUAUGUUAGAUAGAUAUAAAAAAAGCGGAUGUUAUAUGCCACCGAUGAUUGUUUCGAAUGGUCGGCAGUUUCAAAACUUUCUCAAACAGCGCAGGGGUGAACUCAUCCGGCUAUGCGUUGAGAUUGAAGAUAGAUCUGGUGAAACCUUGUUCGAGGAAGUUAAACUGAAAACCCCAGAACCAACACCCAAGACCCCUGAAGUCGUUGUAGAUGAUUUCGUAGGCGUGGCAGAGGAAAUGGGACAGAAAGAUGAAGAUUACAAGAGUCAGAAGGUAGACGGUGAAGAUAAUGUUGGAAAGGAUGUAGAUGAAGAUGAAGCAGAUGAUGAGGAGAACAGUAGAUUUGAUUACUGUGACGACAGCGAUGGUGCAAAGGAAAAGGUGUGUAACAAAGAAUCAAAUAUCCGUACCCGCAAGACUAACUCUAAAGCUGAUGCAAUUGAGAAGGAGGUUCACAAAAUAGAAAACGGAGGUGGUGAUAUUGCUGUGGGGGAUAAGUUUGAUAGCAAAGAAACGUUGGUGGCAAGGUUGAGGGUGCUGAGUGUAUUAGAUAAAUAUGAUUACAAUGUUCAAUAUUCAACGCCAAGUUUGUUAAUCGUUGAGUGUUGGGUAAAAGGUUGUAAAUGGAGAAUACGGGCUUCAACCAUGGGUGAUUCGCCGGUGUUUCACAUUCGCAAAUAUUGUCGUGAACAUACUUGCUCUAUUACGGAACGAUAUGGCCGUAGCCGUAAUGCUAAACCACCAAUCCUAGCUCAAUUAUACAAGGAUUAUAUUGGUGGUGUGGGAGGUUCUGUUGUACCAAAUCUUGUUGGGGAAGGGCUUAACCUACGAUAUGGUGUACAGGGUGUACACGUAGAAAUAUCUUAUGUUGCUAGGGGGCUUUGUCUUGGCUACUGGAAGGCACAUCGUACACUUAUAAAGGCGCGGGAGUAUGUUAGGGGUACACCUGAAAGUGGAUACGCUGAAUUACCUGCAUAUUUAUACAGGCUGAGGUCCUCUAAUCCGGGAACCCUUACUAGACUGGUCGUUGAUGCAGAAGACAGAUUCAAGUAUGUUUUCAUUGCGAUUGCUGGAUGCAUUAAGGGUUUCAGGUAUAUGCGGAAAGUUGUAGUUGUAGAUGGAACUUUUUUGAAAGGUGAAUUCAAAGGGACUCUUCUGAUAGCGACAACACAAGAUGGGAAUUUUAAUAUUUUUCCUCUAGCGUAUGCGGUUGUUGAUACAGAGAAAGACGUGUCGUAG